AAGCAGGGUGGAGGGACAGUUUGGCCCCUCAUUCAAUGCUUUACCAAACUCCCUAUCCUUUCCUCUUUCCAUUUCAUCCCUUGCCUUCUUCCUCCAUCCCUUUCCCUCAGCUACUCACUCUCUCUUCUUUUCCUAAUAUCUUUUCCUCUCUGCCACCCAUGGAAGCAGCCUUGAAGACCAAUUUCAGAAAAGAACAAACUCCACAAAACUUCGUAGAGGAGUUUAGUGCGCCAAAUGCCACCUCUUCUGACGACUUUUACGUUGACGACUUACUUGACUUCUCGCACGUCCAAGAAGAACCAGAACAACAAGACCCUGCUUUUCUAUCCCUUCAACAACAAAACCACGCCCGUCAACCAUCUACUUUCGAACCCGACUACGUCUCUGUUCCCGCUACCGAGCUAAGCGUUCCGGCGGAUGACGUGGCGGACUUGGAGUGGCUCUCUCAUUUCGUGGAGGAUUCCUUCUCCGAAUUCUCUGCGGCCUUCCCCACCGUAACGGAGAACCAGAUGGGGUUCAAGGCGCAAGAGGCCAAGCCCGAACCGGAAAGCCCGCAUUUCCGUUUCAAAACCCCGGUUCAGACGAAGGCCAGAAGCAAGCGAAGCCGUAACGGUGUUCGGGUUUGGCCACUGGGUUCCCCUUCCUUCACGGAGUGUUCCUCAAGCUCCACCACCACCUCCUCCUCCUCCUCCUCUUCCUCCCCUUCCACCACCACCUUGCUUAUAUACACCAACUGCCUCCAAAGUUUAGACCACGUUUGUUCUCAGCCCAAGCCCAAAAAGCCCAAGAAGAAAACCUCCUCCGACACUCUGGCGCCACGACGCUGCAGCCAUUGCGGCGUGCAUAAAACCCCUCAAUGGCGAACUGGGCCGCUCGGCCCAAAGACGCUCUGCAACGCCUGCGGGGUCCGUUUCAAGUCGGGCCGCCUCUUACCCGAAUACAGGCCCGCUUGUAGCCCAACAUUCUCAAGUGAAUUACAUUCUAACCACCACCGUAAAGUGCUGGAGAUGCGGCGGAAGAAGGAGACGGUGGCUGGGGUUGAGAGUCUUGAGACCAUAACCCCUGCUUCUGUUCCCAGUUUUUAAUUUUUAAUUAAUUAAAUAAAAAAGAAAAAGAGAAAACUAGGUGAGAAAGGUAGCGCAGACUUAAGACCCGGUUCAAUGGGACCCGAGUUUUAGUGUACAUUUUUCCCCUUGUAUUGAGUGCGGUAGGUGUUAGGCUUUGUAACUGAUUACAAGACUUUGAUAUGCAAUUUCUUUUACCAAU
Molecule: messenger RNA, 1266 nt
Organism: Cajanus cajan (pigeon pea)
Lineage: Eukaryota; Viridiplantae; Streptophyta; Magnoliopsida; Fabales; Fabaceae
Product: GATA transcription factor 5
Biological process (GO): regulation of DNA-templated transcription; cell differentiation
Cellular component (GO): nucleus
Molecular function (GO): zinc ion binding; sequence-specific DNA binding
Source: RefSeq, a predicted model, not a curated record